Molecule: messenger RNA, 2508 nt
Organism: Clavispora lusitaniae ATCC 42720
Lineage: Eukaryota; Fungi; Ascomycota; Pichiomycetes; Serinales; Metschnikowiaceae
Gene: MIS11
Product: trifunctional formate-tetrahydrofolate ligase/methenyltetrahydrofolate cyclohydrolase/methylenetetrahydrofolate dehydrogenase
Biological process (GO): tetrahydrofolate interconversion
Cellular component (GO): cytosol
Molecular function (GO): methylenetetrahydrofolate dehydrogenase (NADP+) activity; ATP binding; methenyltetrahydrofolate cyclohydrolase activity
Source: RefSeq, a predicted model, not a curated record
AUGAGCGCCCAAUUGAUUGACGGCAAGGCACUCGCCUUAAAACUUCGGGAAAAAAUCCAUGCGGAAAUCGCUGAGAUCCAGUCAAAGCACAAGGACUUCAAGCCUAACUUGACAAUUAUUCAAGUUGGUGAACGUCCUGAUUCCACCACCUAUGUCAAGAUGAAGUUGAAAGCUGCUGAAGAAGCAGACAUUGACUGUCAUUUGAUCAAGUUGCCCGAGACUGUUACCGAGUUUGAGUUGUUGUCUGAGAUUUCCAAAUUGAACGAAGACAUCAACGUUGACGGUAUUUUGGUGCAAUUACCAAUUCCAGCCCACUUGGACGAAACAAAAAUCACUUCUUCUGUGAUCUCAAGCAAAGACGUCGAUGGUUUUGGUCCACACAAUGUUGGUGAGUUGGCCAAAAAGGGAGGACUGCCUACCUUCUUGCCAUGCACUCCAAAAGGUAUUUUGCAAUUACUUCAACUGUCGAAUGUGGAAAUCGCAGGUAAAAACGCCGUGGUUUUGGGUAGAUCCGACAUUGUUGGCAGCCCAGUCGCCAGUUUGUUGAACAAGGCAAACGCAAAUGUCACAGUUUUGCACUCCAGAACUGGUCAAGAGCAGCUCCGUUUCUUCUUGUCCCAUGCUGAUAUUGUUGUCGCUGCCAUUGGCCAAGCAAACUUUAUCAAGGGCGAGUGGUUGAAAAAGGGUGCUGUGGUGAUCGACGUUGGUGCUAACUUCAUCCCAGAUUCCUCGAGAAAAUCCGGUUCGCGUAUGGUGGGUGAUGUUGACUUCGAGUCUGUUUUGCCCGUCGCUUCUUUGGUUACACCUGUUCCCGGUGGUGUCGGCCCAAUGACUGUUGCCAACCUUUUGGACAAUGUUGUUAUCGCAGCAAAAGCACACUACAAAAAGAACAACGAAACUCCCAAAUUCACCAACCCACUUAAGUUGAACUUGCAGAAGCCUGUGCCAUCCGAUUUCGAAAUUUCCAGAGCUCAAGAGCCCAAGAGAAUUAACCAAGUUGCUGCUGAGGCGGGUAUCUUAGACUCUGAGUUGGAACCAUUUGGUUUCUACAAGGCUAAGGUGUCUUUGGACAUUUUGAAGCGUUUGAAGAACAAGGUCAACGGUAAGUAUGUCUUGGUUACCGGUAUUACCCCAACUCCAUUGGGUGAAGGUAAAUCUACCACUACUGUUGGUUUGGCUCAAGCUCUCGGGGCUCAUUUGGGAAAGAAUGUUUUUGCCAACGUGAGACAACCUUCCAUGGGCCCUACUUUUGGUAUCAAGGGUGGUGCAGCCGGUGGAGGAUACUCCCAAGUUAUUCCUAUGGAUGAGUUCAACAUGCAUGUUACUGGAGACAUCCAUGCCAUUUCUAUGGCGAACAACUUGUUAGCCGCCGCUAUUGACACCAGAAUGUUCCACGAAAAUACACAAAAGGAUGCUGCAUUGUUCAGACGUUUGAUUCCUGCUAAAAAAGGAUCUCCUAGAAAAUUCCCCGUGGGUUUCUUGAACAGAGUUAAGAAAUUGGGUAUUAACAAGACCAACCCAGACGACUUGACCGAAGAGGAGAUUUCCAAAUUUGUCAGAUUGGACAUUGACCCAGACACCAUUACAUGGAGAAGAGUUGUUGACUGUAACGAUAGAUUUUUGAGAGGAAUCACCAUUGGUGAAGCUCCUACUGAAAAGGGUAUGACCAGAAAAACUGGCUUCGAUAUUUCUGUGGCUUCAGAGUGUAUGGCUAUCUUGGCUUUGUCUACCUCUUUGGAAGAUAUGAGAGAGAGAUUGGGUAAGAUGGUCGUUGCUGCCUCUAAAUCUGGUGUUCCUAUCACAUGUGACGACAUUGGUUGCGCUGGUGCUUUGACUGCGUUGUUGAAGGACGCUAUCAAGCCUAACAUCAUGCAAACUUUGGAGGGAACUCCGGUUUUCGUUCACGCUGGACCUUUCGCCAAUAUCUCCAUUGGUGCCUCUUCCAUUUUGGCCGACAAGAUGGCGUUGAAACUCGCGGGCACCUCUCCAGACUUGACCGAAGAGGAAAGACAAGAACAAGAAGGUUAUGUUGUGACCGAAGCUGGUUUCGACUUCACCAUGGGUGGUGAGAGAUUUAUCAACAUCAAGUGCAGAGCGUCCGGCUUAGCCCCAGAUGUCAUUGUCAUUGUUGCUACUGUUCGUGCUUUGAAGGUGCACGGUGGUGGCCCAGAGGUUAAGGCUGGUGCUCCAUUGGCUCCAGAGUACACUCAAGAAAAUGUGGAAUUGUUGCGUGCCGGUUGCUCGAACUUGGCCAAGCACAUCUCUAACGCCAAGCGUUACGGUUUGCCUGUUGUUGUUGCCAUCAACAAGAUGUCCUCUGACACAGACAAGGAACACGAUGUCAUUCGUGAGGAAGCUUUGAAAGCCGGUGCUUCUGAUGCUAUUGUUUCCAACCACUGGGAAGAAGGUGGUAAAGGUGCUGUGGACUUGGCUCAAGGUGUCAUCAACGCAGCUAAUUCCAUCGAAAAGGACUUUCCAGUUCUUGUACGACACAGCUCCAUCUGUUGA